AUGCCUCAAAAACCAUUUGACUGGGAAUUGUGGAUGUGUAGUGUCAGUGCUGGUGACUGGUGGCGCUUGACCCAGACGUACUCAAUUUCCACAGCAGUGAUGUCCAUCAUUGGCUAUAUCAUUGGUCUUGGUGACAGGCAUCUGGAUAAUGUUCUUGUCAACCUAACAUCUGGAGAGGUGGUUCACAUUGAUUACAAUGUGUGCUUUGAGAAAGGUAAAAACCUACGUGUCCCAGAGAGAGUGCCAUAUCGCAUGACACACAACAUUGAGGCAGCACUUGGAGUGACAGGAACUGAGGGUGUGUUUAGGAAUGCCUGUGAGCAGGUCUUGAGGACCAUGCGAAGAGGACGUGAAACUCUUCUGACCUUGCUAGAAGCCUUUAUUUAUGAUCCACUAGUUGACUGGACACCAGACAGUGAAUCAGGCUAUGCUGGUGCCGUAUAUUCCAUUUUUCAUCUUAUUCCAUCUAUUUCAUCAGCUCCCCCACAAGUUCCACGGCCUUCAGAACUGUACUACAGCAAGUUGACACCCAAACUACGAGAGGCAGGAGUCAGCCUGGAUAACCGUAAGGAAUGGCCUCUUGGCAUUCUGAGGGAUGUUCUGAAAGACCUGAUUAAAGAGACUCCAUCCAAUCUGCUUUCAAGGGAAUUGUGGAUGUGUAGUGUCAGUGCUGGUGACUGGUGGCGCUUGACCCAGACGUACUCAAUUUCCACAGCAGUGAUGUCCAUCAUUGGCUAUAUCAUUGGUCUUGGUGACAGGCAUCUGGAUAAUGUUCUUGUUAACCUAACAUCUGGAGAGGUGGUUCACAUUGAUUACAAUGUGUGCUUUGAGAAAGGUAAAAACCUACGUGUCCCAGAGAGAGUGCCAUAUCGCAUGACACAUAACAUUGAGGCAGCACUUGGAGUGACAGGAACUGAGGGUGUGUUUAGGAAUGCCUGUGAGCAGGUCUUGAGGACCAUGCGAAGGGGACGUGAAACUCUUCUGACCUUGCUAGAAGCCUUUAUUUAUGAUCCACUAGUUGACUGGACACCAGACAGUGAAUCAGGCUAUGCUGGUGCCGUGUAUGGUGGUGACCAAGCUCUGGUAUCAGGUGCAAGACAAAGUCGGCAGCAGCUGGAACGAGGUCUCACGCUCAGUAUGUUUGCUGUGAGAAUAGCAGAAAUGAAAGCUGACUGGCUAAAUAAUAAAUCUGAAGUUCUGGAGUGCAUACCCAGUGUGGAACUCAGCUUAGUGGAGUGGCAAAAGGCACAUGAGGUUCAAGCAGAUGCUGAGGCUAACCUGCAGGAUGGCCACCACCUCAUGGCUAUGCUCAAGGAAGCAGAAGCUAAUCCACAGCACAACCUUUAUGGUCUCCGUCCACGUUAUGAGGAAUAUGCCAUAGUCAAAAAGUCAAUGGACCAUGCCAAAGAGCUAGUGAAUACAAGGCUGAUAGAAGUGAAACACUGGCAUACUCUGUAUUUGACUGCAGCUAGAGUGUUUGAAGGAGGCCAAGCAGGUGAAUGGAGAGCCAAAGUGAGCAAUGCAGGAGUGAUGUUAGCCAGUGUGGCUCCUGUGACAGAGUUUCUCACCAAGGCUGGACAAGGUCAGCUAGCCACACAGUGUGAACAUACUGAAGUUGAGCUGAGCAAAGUAGUGAACCAGGUGCAGAAUGUUUUAGGUGCCAGCCUUGAUCUACUGAUAAAGUAUGGGGGUGUUUGGGUGAAUUACCCAGCUGAUCAUCUUUCACGACAUAGGCUGUCAGAACAACUAGUGUGGCUUACUUCACUCCUGCAAGACUUUUCACUGAAUAAUGUGCAGAUGGUGAUCAGCAAGAGUCAUCGUGAGGCUCCAGACGCCACAGCAAUAAGUCAAGCUUGUAACAUAGACAUGCAGCUUCAAAGUAAAUCCCUUCAAGUUACAUCACAGUUACAGAAGGUGUAUGAAAGGAUGCGCUCAGAGGGUUUGAAUGACGGAGUAAUGGUAGUGAACACUGUCCAAGAGACUUCCCUUGCUUUGUCAACCCUUGUAACUGAGCAUGGAAUAUCCGGUGUUGCAGCAAUGACUUGCGCCCUUCUCAACUCUCUCACUCAGCUCACGAGUGCCAGGCUUCGUGCUGACAAAACGGCUGCAGGAGCUGGCGAAGGACUAGUAGACCUGACAAUAGGGGGGUUGUGGUGGUUGAGGGAGAGCAUGGUUACUCUAGGUGGAAUGGUUGAACUUGUCACCCUUUUGACAACACACUCCCCUCCAGCGUACCCACAGGAGACUCCUGUCAUUCAAGCUAUGUCAGCAUUACAUGAUGUCUUUGCAAGUCUCCAUGAAUUGGUUUUGAACACAAGUGGAAUCAUCAUUGUAGAGGGUGUCAGACUGUUCUGGCGUGGAGAACCCUCAGUGAUCAGCCUAGCUACAGAACUCCAAGCAGUUGUAUCCAGUUCCCCCACUCCACCAUCUGCACUCUGCCAGCACCUCACCACACACCUAAGGCUAAAGAUCCUUAUGAUGCCACCUCGUCAUGAAGAAGCUCUCCAAGAAGCAACGAACCUUCAUAAUCAGCUAAUGAAUGUGAUAGACAGAAUCACCUCUGAUGGAAGCAGUGACAUGAGUCAGGGACAGAUGCUCCUCAUGGGCUUCCACUUGCUCUUUGAGGCAGUCGAGACCCAGUUAGACCAACUCAUGGAUGCCCUUAGCAGUGCGCCGCUGCCGCAGCCUUGGCCAAGAGUAGAUACAGCAAGGGAGGCUGCUGAGAUAAUGGCUCCACUCCAUGACCCAAGUUUACGCCAGGUUCUACGAUCCUUGCUGAGAGUGAAGAAGGUCCAGACUAUUGUUGACUUCUUUUCCACUGCAUACCAGUCCUCCCCAGCAUUCAGGAGAGAUGAUCCUAUUGGUAACAGAAAUAGCAACAGUUUAUGUGACGAGGAGAGGCUCCAAAGAAUUGUUCGUCGGUAUGCAAGUGAUUGUGUAUCUCUCUUGCUGCUUGGUCUACCUUCAUACCUGGCAACACAUCUGCUUCUACUACACUGUCAGAAACUUGGUAUCAAUGUAUCUGGUUAUAUUGAAGCGAGGGAUGUAGGCACAGAAGGCAGGGUGAAUCUAGAUAACAUAGUCCAAGAGGCAUUAGAAUGUUGCUUGACUCAUCACAGCCUGGACCCUGCACUGCCCUCUUCUGCUGCAGCAGCUCUCACUCUUCAUCUUAAUGCAGUCCGCAAGAAAUUACUCCUGAGACACUGGGAAGGUGAAGCAGAAGGGCUGCGGACAACACAUCAGCGUGUGACAGCUCAGCAUCUGGGACAUCAGUGGUAUAAUGAAGAUUACCUAAAGCAACGAGUUGUAGCACCAUCAGUCCAGCCAGGUCGAGGUGCAUUACUAGGAGAAUUGAGAACAAAUGUAAGCACGCUUUUGGCUCUGCACCAGAAUGUGUCAGAAUUGCGUGAAAAGUACACCAACUUGACUGGAAAUGUUGAACAGCGUCUCAAGUGGGCAGCUGGUUCAAACCCAACCAUAGCUCAGGCAUUAGAGGAAUUCAGUAAUGGUGUAGAAGUGGCUCUUGAAGGUGUGAGUCAACUUGUACAUCAGAGUAAGGAAGUCGCAUCUCUCUGUAAUGCUGUGCUGCAUUAUGAGGCUCUUCGAACUCAUACAGUAGAUGCCAUCACUUGGGAUGCAAAUUUCACUUCAGUACUGAAUACCUGCCAAGAAAGCUGCAUGCUUUUAGAACGGUAUCACUCUACUGUAAGUCCACAAGAGGAAAUGCUGGUCACACUUUGCCAUCUGCCAGCUGAUGUUAACACACAGUGGAUCCAGAAUGCAUCUGUUGCAGUGUCAGACCACAUUGAACUCCUCACAAAAUUAGUGAGUGACCAGAGCAGGGAGCUUAGGAAGGCUGCAGAAAAUGUUCGUUUAAAUGUUGUUACCUUGAGGACCCACCUUACUACACAUCAUAAAUUCAUGUCUGACAUCAGGGCACUACUGAAGAGCAUGGCAAAGUUUGAGGAUGAGGGAGGACUAGCUGGUGUAGAUGAGUACCUGGCACUUUACCGCACUUAUUCUGAGAGCAUCUCUGGGCUCAUCAGGCAAAUGCUACAUGAUCCAUUGUCUCCUGAAAAGGCAAAGGCAUAUUUGCAGAAGCUGCAGGAAGUAACUAUGCAAACAGGCACCAUAUAUGACAAAUUGGUAGAAUUUGGCAAUCAAUGUGUAGUAGAGGAAGCACAGGAAGAAGCAGAAUCUCUUAAAGAGACAAAUGGAGAGCCUCGAAGGCCCCCAUUACUGCGGCAGUCAAGUGUUGUCAUGUCACCUUCGAAAACUUUCACUCCUGAUUCCAGGAUGAAGGUAAAGAGACAUCCACUUACAGGAAAAGUUGUCCAAGAGCAUAAUGCAUAUGCUCUUAAUGUUUGGCGCCGAGUCAAAGUUAAACUAGAAGGAAGGGAUCUCGAGCCCUCUAGGAGAGCAUCAGUGGCAGAACAGGUGGACUACACCAUCAGGGAAGCCACAAAUUUAGACAACUUGGCAACCUUAUAUGAAGGAUGGACACCAUGGGUGUAAAGAACUAAGAUAAGAAAUAUUUUGAAAUAUUUUCAGUCACAUAUUCAGUGUACCAGUGCAAUUCUUAAUUCAUCAUUAUUAUUGAUUUCUGCUGUAUUUUUUCCAUUCUCAAUUAUUCUGUGAUAUUUGAAUGUGUAAACAACUUCCAAAUGGCUAAUAUACUAUGUUCAAGAUUUGUAAUGUCUAUGUCUAUAGCCCAGUUCAUAUAUAACUUAAAAAUGUAUGGUCUGUUACAUGGAUUUAGUCAAGUACAUAAAACCUAGUAAAUGUACAUUAAUUUCUAUGGAACAUUUAUUUUAUAUAUAUCAUAUAUCAAAUCAGAUGUAUUUCCUGAUGGGUAAUCACUGUUGACUGUAACUUGUUUUUCUUUUAAUAAACUGAUGUCAAUUAAAUAUUAUAGGUUUGUAGAUCAUCUGUCUUCAAAUGUAUUUGAGAAUGUCAAAUAAGUAUGCACUGCAGCAGCUAACUUGCCUGUAUCAAGAUUUGAAUUAUGUGCUUACUUGUACAACAUAGGUAUAAUGUUAAUGAAAUGCAGAAGGUA
Molecule: messenger RNA, 5056 nt
Organism: Penaeus monodon (black tiger shrimp)
Lineage: Eukaryota; Metazoa; Arthropoda; Malacostraca; Decapoda; Penaeidae
Product: serine/threonine-protein kinase SMG1-like
Exons: 32
Coding region: 1-4515 (1504 amino acids)
Cellular component (GO): nucleus
Molecular function (GO): protein binding; kinase activity
Source: RefSeq, a predicted model, not a curated record